GGUUAUACACGGGGAAAAAACAGAAUGUCGCCAUCGGUGUGGGUCAUCACCCAAGCAUGCAUCCCGAGGCAGGCAAGUGAGUAUGAGCGGGACAUACAUAACAUAACAAACGUCCUAUCGACGCACAUACGGCACAAGAUUUAAGCCAAUAUGCGUCCGUCCUCACCUCGAACUCAUAGUAGUUAACCAAGCUUUCCCAGCUCGGCUCAUAAAAUCCAAUUGCCGCCAUCUAUACCACCACGCGAAGUAAACCACCAAGCUCACCAACCAUGGCCGAGCAGAGCACCCCAGCGGUGCCGCCCGUAAAACGGCUCUGGUACCGCACGACACUCUUCAACGCCGUCGUCAUCGGCGCCGUCGGCUUCAUUGCGCCCGGCCUCUGGAACGCGAUGAACCAGCUCGGGGCCGGCGGCGCCGAGAAACCGUAUCUCGUGAACGCCGCCAACGCCCUCGUUUUCGGCAUCCUGGGUAUCACCUGCAUCUUCGGGGCGCCGCUCGCGAACCGCAUCGGGCUGUCGCGGACGCUAUUCCUCGGCGCCGUGGGAUACCCGAUUUACUCCGCGGGCUUGUACCUGAACAACCGGUACGGCGUGGAAUGGCUCGUCCUCGUGGGCGCGGUAACAUGCGGUUUCAGCGCGGGCUUAUUCUGGGCGAGCGAGGGCGCCGUGGCGCUAGGAUACCCCGAGCCCGGGAAAAGGGGACGGUACCUGAAUAUAUGGCUCUGGUUCCGUACUGGCGGUCCCCUCGUCGGCGGCGCCAUCGUGCUCGCCCUCAACAACGACGCAAACGCCAAGAAGAAAGGAAAAGUAAGCUACACCACAUACCUCGUCUUUACAGCGCUGCAGGCCCUCGCGGCGCCCAUCGCGCUUCUCUUGUCGCCGCCGGAGAAAGUCCAGCGCGCGGACGGAACCAAGGUCAUCAUCAAGGUCGAGGCGUCGUUCAAGGCGGAGUUGCGCGCCCUCUGGGAAGUAAGCACGCGCCGCGAGAUCCUGCUUCUCCUCCCCGUGUUCUGGGCCGCGUAUUUCAACCAAUACGCAGGGAAUUUCCAGACAUAUUACUUCGGGAUCCGCGCGCGGGCGCUCAUCGGAUUCACCUCGAACUUCGGAACGCUGCUAUCCUCGCAGCUCAUGUCCGCGCUCCUGGACUACCGCGGCGUGCCCGUCAAGAAACGCAUCGUAUGGGGUUUCUGGUACGCCGUGGCCUUGCACAUCGUCGCCUGGGUCUACGGGUGGGUUGUGCAGGAGAAGUACACGGCGAACCCGCCUGCGUAUGAUUGGGAGGAUGCCGGUUUCGUUGAGGGGUACUUCGUCAUUUUGCUUUGGGACUUCGCGAGACAGGGCCUCCAGAAUUGGCUGUACUACCUCGUCUCUACCAAGACGGACAAUAUCUCGGAGCUCACGCGUUUCUCUGGCAUUCUGCGUGGUCAGGAGAGCUUUGGGCAGGCCGUUAGUUACGGCCUGAAUACGCGCGCGUGGUACGGGGGUCGCGUGCCGUUGGCUGUGAACACGAUAUUGCUAGGUCUGUGCGUGUACCCUACCUGGCUAGUAGUCCGUGACCAUGUGCCAGUAGAGAUAUCGAAGAUAGAGGAUCCAGUCACUCCGGACGCGGGUGUGGAAAGUGACAUAGAGAAAGCGGCCGAAGCGUCUAUGGCCAUUCUGCCGCAGGAAAAGGGGAAGUUGGCCUCCUUAGAGGCUGGUGUCGGGAGGGAUACCGUGUAGAGGCUUGGUGUUGCCUAAGAAUAAUCACAACUAAAAAUGUUAUAUGAACUGUAUAUGUGCUGACUAUGUUCACAUGUGAUGGUUACGAGUAACUGGAGAGGGAAAUGAUGCUCUUGUGUAUCCCUCUAUAUAGCCCGUCGAUUAUGAGCUGUUACUCUUGAC
Xylaria bambusicola is the source of this 1880-nucleotide messenger RNA. RefSeq lists its product as uncharacterized. The coding region runs from base 270 to 1718 and encodes 482 amino acids. NCBI's taxonomy places the organism in Eukaryota, Fungi, Ascomycota, Sordariomycetes, Xylariales, Xylariaceae. The transcript is spliced from 2 exons. The record is from RefSeq and is a predicted model, not a curated record.